Molecule: messenger RNA, 2581 nt
Organism: Polyodon spathula (Mississippi paddlefish)
Lineage: Eukaryota; Metazoa; Chordata; Actinopteri; Acipenseriformes; Polyodontidae
Product: solute carrier family 66 member 2
Exons: 6
Coding region: 754-1566 (270 amino acids)
Biological process (GO): retrograde transport, endosome to Golgi; phospholipid translocation
Cellular component (GO): endosome; trans-Golgi network
Source: RefSeq, a predicted model, not a curated record
AUUUAUUUAUUUAUUUAAGGCAAAAGGCGUUUUUGCACAAGCAGUCUUUGUGCAUCUAUUCUCGAUAAUAAGGUACCUAUGUUAAAAACAAACUACUCGGUUGACUAAGCUUUAGGACCCUGAGGAAUCACACCAGAUGUCGAAAUCCUGAAUGUGACGUAGCGAAAAGGAAACACCCCGUCGGAAUUGUUGUAUCAUGAUGCCGCCGUAGCAGGAAAUGGAUGCUGUUCUGACACUCCAGUGGGCAUUUAGCUGUAACUAGCUGUUCACAAAUACAGAGGCACGCUUGAUGCUCCGAAACUUAAAUACAGUAAAGGGCUCGUCUACUAACUCAUGUAUGCACUAGAAAAAAAACAUACACACCAGCUUUGUUUGCUCCCGGAAGACUCGUCAGUCUGCUUCUGCGUCCGUGAUCCACUUGUGCUUGCGUGGCAGUGAUGUGAUGUGGUGUGGUUAUUUGUGACAUCACGUCACUCCAGCAACGUUAAUACACAGUGCCGUGCAGAGAGGCUGGAGCUUACAAAUCUGAAAUCACAACCAGGAAGGGGACGCAUUCAUUCAUUCAUUCAUUUAUUCAUACAUUCAUCCUUCUCCGUUCAUUCAUAUCAACUCGUAAAAUAUACUACCAAGGAGCUAAGGUGCAUCAGUAACACAAUGACCAACUAAAGCCAAACAUUUUUUGUAUUGUUAUUUAUUUGUUAUUUUUUUAAUUAACUUGCCAGUAAGUUUUAUUUUUAAAUUUUGACAUUCAAAAUGGAGGAUGAAGACAUGGAUCAGAUCAUUUUUGUAUUGAAUCAGCUGGUUUUGUGGGUUGCUGCGGGUGCCAUGAUGUUUGGAGGUGUAGUGCCAUACAUUCCUCAGUACAGGGACAUCAGAAGAACGCAGAACGCUGAGGGAUUCUCAAGUUACGUGUGUCUCGUCUUGCUGGUGGCAAACAUUUUAAGGAUAUUGUUUUGGUUUGGGCGACAUUUCGAGACGGCACUCUUAUGGCAAAGCAUAAUCAUGAUUAUGACUAUGCUAAUCAUGCUACGCCUCUGUACAGACAUCAGGGUGGCCAAUGAACUCAAUAUGAAGCGCAGAGCCUUUGCAGCAACAGACAGUAAGGAUGAAGAAGUCAAAGUUCCUAAGAAGUUCUUUCUGGAUUUUGAAUUGAAAUACUUCUGGCUGUGGAGCAGGUUUAUGGAUUAUCUGCAGUGUGUCCUAUCAUUCACUGCUUUAGCAGCUUACAUUACCUACCUCUUCCUGGACUCCGGUAUCUUUGUGGAAACACUGGGCUUCCUUGCUGUGUUCACCGAAGCCAUGCUGGGCAUGCCACAACUCUACCGCAACUACCAAAACAAGUCCACUGAGGGCAUGAGCAUCAAGAUGGUGUGCAUGUGGACCAGCGGGGACACCUUUAAGACAGUCUACUUCGUGUUGAACCAGGCCCCGGUCCAGUUCUCCAUCUGUGGACUGCUCCAGGUCUUUGUGGACGUUGCCAUUCUUUUCCAGGUCUACUACUACAGCCGCUAUCCCCAGAAGCCAGUUUCCCACACUGUCCACACCACCAGUGCCAAGGCACUCUGAGCACAAAGUUGUAAACAUCAAAUGUGUCUACCCACACACUCCUGCAGCUACCUGGGGCUUUAUACACAUGGCCAGUAACUGAUUCCACCAGUUUGAAAACCAAACCUGGGUUGCUUGCAUUUAUGGAUUUGUGUUACUACAAUAAUGGACAAAUGUUUCUGCAGCUGUAAUUUAUAUUUUUAUAUAUAAAUAUAUUAAAGACACUUUUUUUUCCCCUGCAACUGGCUCAAGACGAUGAAGAUUGCCUUUGCCUUUUUGAUGAAAAGGAUGGUUCCAUUUUAAACAGAUUAUGUUAUUAAUUACAAUAUUUUUUUUUUUGCGAAUCUUUUACGAAUGUACAACAGAACUGAUAUUGACAAUUUUGAAAGGGCUUAUGGACUUUUCUGCCGUCUGAAAGCUUUUAAAUUGUCUCCAUUUCCUGGCACAAGAUUCAUUAACGUCAUACUUUCUUCCUGCCUCUCUAUUCCCAUGUGUUCCUGCAAAAUUCACAACUUAGUUUAAAAGAAACAGGAUAGCAGUGAUGACGACUCCUGCUUCUUUUGAAAAUGUCUGCCUGUGUACGUCAUGGAUGAUUCCAGAUAAGGCAGUAACAUUUUUGUUCGUCUUUACUCGGGCAGUCAAGUCAUUCUACUCAGAUUUAAGAUGCAGGCCAGUUUUGAGAAGAAAUAAAUUGUUUACAAAUUGCGUCUUAAAUUGAAAGCAAUACGGUAAUUGUAAUUGGUGUGUAUGUAAAUGUAAUAUCCUCAAGAUUAUAUUUAUGUACGCUGGUUUGCCUUCUCGUUUCAGUACGCCACAUGUCAUGUUACAUCAUACUAUUUUCAUGAAGUAUUUAUUUACCUUCUUAUUGUGCAAAGGUCAUCGCUGUGUUUGGUUUAAAGGUCCCAGACCGUGUCAGGCUGUUGUAUCAUUUAUAUCUGCAUCUUUCACUGGUGGUCUUGGUACAAAGUUUACUCUUCUGACACUUACAAACAUUUAAUGUGAUUGGCAUUUUCUUUUCAUUAUUGAUUUAAUUUAU